Molecule: messenger RNA, 573 nt
Organism: Sparassis crispa
Lineage: Eukaryota; Fungi; Basidiomycota; Agaricomycetes; Polyporales; Sparassidaceae
Exons: 5
Coding region: 1-573 (190 amino acids)
Source: RefSeq, a predicted model, not a curated record
AUGGUACACGUCAAACGCGUGGAGCUCCACAUGUACGUCGCAUCUGUGCGCGGUGGGAAAGAGGAGAGUUUCGAGGAGCUCCGCGUCGAAGACUAUAUCCAUGCAUACGAAAAGACUGGGAAACCCCCAGCACCGUGCCCUCAAGUGCCAACCGACGACGCUGAGCGCGCCACGCUUGGUCUGCCACCUUUGUUCAAGCCUCGGACGGUCGUGCCACCCGAAUUCCCAGAAACGCAUGUCUUCCGGCCGACGGCUGACCCGUAUGACAAGCAUAACGUGUUUCAUUCCAUCGUCUUCCAGCCCGAUUUCUGCAAUUGGUCUUUCGAGGAAUUGCGGUGCUCGGCAUAUGCAGACGAUAAGAAGUACAUGCCCGUGCCCGUCGUACACAAAGUAUCACCCGCUGUCAUAAUAGAUGGCGAAAAGAACUCAGAUUUCCUGGACUGCAUCUCUAGCAUGCCGGCGUACCAGAAGCACAGCUUCGAGGAGUUGCGACUAGCAUACAUUCGCUAUGGCCGACAACUCACCUCUGCGGAGAUCUUCUCACGAGCACAGAAGCGCAUCAGACCUGCUUGA